AUGGGUAGGUCGCCGUGCUGCUGCCACGACGCCGGCGUGAAGAAGGGGCCGUGGACGGAGGAGGAGGACAGGGCGCUGGUGGAGCACAUCAAGAAGCAGGGCGGGCACGUCGGCAGCUGGCGCAGCCUGCCCAGGGCCGCCGGCCUCAACCGCUGCGGCAAGAGCUGCCGCCUCCGGUGGACCAACUACCUCCGCCCGGACAUCAAGCGCGGCAACUUCUCCGACGAGGAGGAGCGCCUCAUCGUCCGCCUUCACGCCGCCCUGGGCAACAAGUGGUCGACGAUCGCGACGCACCUGGACGGCAGGACGGACAACGAGAUCAAGAACUACUGGAACACCCACAUCAAGAAGAAGCUGCUGCGCAUGGGAAUCGACCCCGUCACCCACCAGCGCCUGCCACCCGACCUCCUCCUCGUCGACGGCGGCCUCGCCUCCCCUCUCCUCCCGCCGCCGCCGCCGCCGCCGGGGGCGCUCCAUCCGCUCCUCUCGGCGGUGGCGAGCCUCGGAAGCCUGGACAGCACGCUGAGGCAGUUCCAGCUGUUGCAGCAGCUGCUGAGUGCCAUCAACUCUAACAACGACGUCGCCGCUGGUCUCAUGGGCAUGGCCAACCUAGCCGCAACAAACGCCAUGGUGAGCCCAACCAGCACCGUCGCAAACCACCAGCCAAGUUAUCUCUGUGAUGUCCCAAGCUUUUCAGGGCAAGACAUGGCGGAGCAGCAACGACUGAGCAGCAGUGAUACUACGGCUCCACCAGUGCUCAUUAGAUCAAGCGCUGAACCAGUUGAUCAUCAGUGCUGCAAUGAUGCAGCAUUGGUACCUGAAACUUAUCCACAGGGAGUGACAGCCAUUGUUGACUGGCAGAUGCAGGAAUUUUCCAACUUGGAGCCCCUGGACCUGGAGCUACCUAAUCUAUGCUCUCUCGAGAGUGAUCUUGAUCCUUUCUGGAGGACAUACUAGAAGCAGCUUCCGUUCAUAAACUUCUCAUGCGCGAUAAGGAAAUGCUUGGUAGUGAUGUACAUAAUCUACACACAACUUAGCUUCUUGUUAUCAGAAGAUCAUUGACUGUUGUCAGAGUCCAGGCUUCAGACU
Molecule: messenger RNA, 1089 nt
Organism: Oryza brachyantha (malo sina)
Lineage: Eukaryota; Viridiplantae; Streptophyta; Magnoliopsida; Poales; Poaceae
Product: transcription factor MYB1
Exons: 2
Coding region: 1-957 (318 amino acids)
Source: RefSeq, a predicted model, not a curated record